This is a messenger RNA of Panicum virgatum (switchgrass), 2977 nucleotides long. RefSeq names its product serine/arginine-rich splicing factor SC35-like. The record is from RefSeq and is a predicted model, not a curated record. NCBI's taxonomy places the organism in Eukaryota, Viridiplantae, Streptophyta, Magnoliopsida, Poales, Poaceae. Gene Ontology annotation, molecular function: RNA binding. Bases 1503 to 2168 code for a protein of 221 amino acids. The transcript has 10 exons.
GGUGAGGCCGACUCGUCGGACGCCGACGCCGACGCCAUCGUACUCCAUGUCGGGGGGAUGUCGUGCGGCGGAUGCGCUGCCAAGGUCAAGCGGAUCCUCGAGAACCAGGUACACUGCGCUACAUGCGGUGCUUGGAAUUCAAAUUUUGAAUCGUUCAGGGUGUCGCGCAUUGCUCGUGUUUUCAGGCAGAGUAGAACAAUGAUGUCCUGCGCAUUGUGGAUAAUUUGAUGCGAAUCAUGGAUCUGUAAAACUCGCACUUGCAUAGACGGCUUCGGCCUGCAUGCUUAGAUCAGUCUCGUAUGUGCUGCUAAUCCAUCAGUUCUGCUCUGUGAUCCCGAGCCAAUCUGUCUGUAGCUACCUUCUUUUGGACGCCCUUAUCAGCGGCGUCUCCAGGUUACCACCACCAUGUAACUGAAACUCAGCUGGCCGUUUUCGCAGCCUGAGGUUGCUUCAGCCACGGUUGAUGUUGAGAAGGCGACCGCCCUUGUGUGGACGACACCUGAAGCGAAGGCUACCAAAGAUUGGCAGAAGCAACUGGGCGAGAAACUCGCGAAUCACCUCACCACCUGCGGAUUCCAGUCUCAUCUGCAAGGUGAAGGCGAAGCUGAACAGACUGAUUCUUGACCUACGCACUUGCCAACGAGUGCCCGAAGUCCUUACCAUCGGGGCAGGGUCCUUCUGUAUUCGAGUAUGCGGCAUUGCGGCUCUACGAAAUACUAGUACAUUUUGACGGAGAGUUAUACGGUCCUUCUAAAUAACAUUAUUAUGCUUGUACUCUACGCGCAGUAGCAACUAUCAGAGCAUUCCUCCAUCCUGAACCACAGACAUUUCAUUAUUUGAAUUGUCAACUGUCAAUCCAAAAGCAGUAGUAGGAUUUCAGGAGACGGUUGUGACUAAAAGAGUUUAUUUGCAGAAAUUUCUUCUUACUUCAAUCAACGAGCAUGCAAAAGUUUUUUCGCCUCUAUUUUAUACAUUUGCAAAAUGUAUUUGAUGGUGCCAUUUUACCAUAGUAAUUUUGGAAAAUCACAUCAGGGUUUGAAAUGACUUUUUGGACAGUCGAAUCGAAUCCCUGGAAUGAGAUUCAACAACCGGAAAACAAUUCUCAGAAUUUACUCUCUCUCUCUCUCUCUCUCUCUGUGUGUGUGUGUGUGUGUUUUGCUAGGAUUCUGAGAACUUAAGUGAACUUAUUUUAAGAACUAGUGAAUCGGAUACAACUAAAUAAUUCAGCAUAUUUCGACAUAAAUAAUAAAAGUCGGUACGGCACCCAUAAUUCCAGUCUCAUCUUAUUAAUUUUGAUGAAUAUAUCGGAUAUCACAAUCUGUAAAAUUAUAGAUUUCUUUUUGCAAAUUUGGAAAGUGAAAACAUGGCGAAUAAAUUUACUUGGCAAAAUCUAUUUUUCUAGGGCCAGGGGGCAGAGACCACCUGACCGUUCACCCCGUCCCAAACCCUGACCAAAACCCCCCGCCGCCGCCCUCCGUUCCUGACUGCCACCGUCUCCGGCGAUGUCGCACUUCAGGCGCUCCGGGGCACCGGAGAACCGCGAUUCCUUCUCCCUCCUCGUCCUCAACGUCUCCUUCCGCACUACGGCCGACGACCUCUUCCCGCUCUUCGACCGCUACGGCGAUGUCGUCGACAUCUUCAUCCCGCGCGACCGCAGGACUGGAGAUUCGCGUGGCUUCGCGUUCGUGAGGUACAACUACGAGGACGAGGCGCAGAAGGCCGUCGACGGGCUUGAUGGGAGGAAGGUGGAUGGGAGGGUGAUCAUGGUGCAGUUCGCAAAGUACGGGCCCAAUGCUCAAAAGAUUCAUAGGGGUAGGAUUACAGAAGAAACUCCAAAGCCAAGGGGUCAUUUCAGAAGCCGCAGUCCGAGACGGAGGUAUCAAGCUGAUUAUCGGGACAGAGAUUAUAGAAGGCAAAGCCGGAGCAGAAGUAGGGAACGGUAUGAACAGAAAAGAUACAGAGAUAAUGAUUAUCGUCGCCGUAGCGAAACUCGCAGUAUUAGCCCUGAUUAUGACAGGAAACAUACCAGAUACAGUCGCUCUCCUGCACGUAGAAGCCCUAGUCAUGGCAAAAGCCACUCUCCUCGUAGGGCACCUUCUCGUGAAGUAACUCCUAACAGGCCCAGGGAUGGCCGCUCUCCACAUUCUGGAUGCCUGAGCCCACGCUAAAUAUCAUACACAGCUUCUCAUAAGGCAGCUUGAGUGCAUGGUGCGUGGACUGGAGCUUUGUCAAAAAAACAGAUUUGUCUGCUUGGUUGCUUGAGCUAUAUGGUGGCGAUGGGGAAAUAUUCCAUGGGCAUUUGACUCCCAGUACUGCUCUUUGUGAACACCUGCGCCACUUUUUGAGAACUAUAUACAUAUUAGUUAUUGUCAUCUCAAUACGGCGUGCUUACUGUAGUCUGUAGCCUGUGACCUGUAUAUUUCUAGUUACAUGUUAGAGGUGGGUUUCUUUUGGAUAAAGGGUCAGGAGGCAAGUUGAUGACAUGUCCUUGCAGUUGACGCUUGACAAUAGUACUGCUGGUUCUCCUUGGAUGCUGACAGUGGGGGUGCUGAUGAUGCUGAUCAUUGAUUUCACUGGCUGAUCAUUGAUUUCACUGGCAUCCUUUGCUGUAUGUCAAGUGAGAUGUUCGACUGGCAGAUUGCUUAAUCAUUCUAAACCAUCUAUCAAGCACGGAUUCUGCUGGUAGUAUUUGUUUGCUAAUUGUCGUGUUGGUUCGACUGGCAGAUUCCAAAAGCAUUUUGAUUAUGGAAUUGUGCAAGUCACCUGGACAGGUCCUAGAGUGCCAGCAUUAAAAGAAUCUUAGUCAUCUUAAUAUUCUGGUAACAUGGCAUUUCUAGGUAUGAACAUAUCCAGUAUUAUUGAUGUCUGUGGUGUCAAUGUCAUUAUCUAGGUAGUAAUUAGGUCACUACAUGUUCAUAUAUUCAUACAUGGUGCAUUAUAUGCCAAAUGGCAAUGUAGAAUUAUAGAUUCCUUUUUA